Messenger RNA from Aureobasidium subglaciale EXF-2481, 1527 nucleotides. RefSeq lists its product as uncharacterized. The coding region runs from base 86 to 1363 and encodes 425 amino acids. The record is from RefSeq and is a predicted model, not a curated record. Gene Ontology annotation, molecular function: monoacylglycerol lipase activity. The transcript has 2 exons. NCBI's taxonomy places the organism in Eukaryota, Fungi, Ascomycota, Dothideomycetes, Dothideales, Saccotheciaceae.
CCAUACAGCAUUCAUAACAGCCUCGGAAGAAAUACAAUCUCGCUGGAACGGCAAAAGUGUGCAGGUAAAAAGUAGAGAAACAGGUAUGGCCGACCAUCUCUGUAUCUUGAUUCACGGGCUCUGGGGCAAUCCCAAGCACUUGAAGAACCUCGCGGCAGCACUGCAAGCCGAAUACGCAGACGAUAAGCUACACGUCUUGGUGACGAAGAGCAACUCGAACAACUUUACCUACGAUGGCAUUGAGCUGGGAGGUGAGCGUACUACCAACGAGAUUGAGGAAGAGAUCAAGAGACUUGAGAAGGAUGGCAACAGGAUCACAAAGAUAAGCGUCGUCGGCUACUCUCUGGGCGGACUGGUCGCGCGUUAUGUUAUCGGCUUGCUAUACUCUAAGGGCUACUUCGACCGCAUACAGCCCGUAAACUUCACCACAUUUGCCACGCCUCAUUUAGGCGUACGAACACCUCUCCUCGGUCCACAUAACUACCUCUGGAACGUACUUGGUGCCCGUACUUUGAGCACAUCGGGUCGGCAACUUUUUACCGUCGACUCAUUCCGCGAUACCGGUCGUCCACUUUUGACCGUUCUGGCUGAUCCAAACAGUGUCUUCAUCCGCGGCCUGGCCAUGUUCAAGCAUCGUACUCUUUACUCCAAUAUCGUCAACGAUCGCAGUGUCGUAUAUUACACCAGUUGUAUCACCUACAAAGAUCCUUUCGUCGACCUUGACGCGGUUGAGCUGCAGCCUCUGCCUGGCUAUGAAGGGGUCCUGUUACGACCAGAUGAGCCGGUCCGUCCCAAAUCCAGAGUGCCACUCGGCUUCUGGCCUCGCGUCAGAGCUACGGGCUGGUCAACUCUCACAGCAGUUCCGUUCUAUCUGCUGCUCGCUGUGCUCAUACCUGUUGGAAGUAUGCUUUUCCUGAUCAAUAGUGGGAUCCAAUCAAUCCGAUCUGCUCAGCGCGUCCGCUUGCACGAGUCCGGUGGUGCCGCCUUUGGCAUCGAGCGCUACCGGGCAAAUCCACUUCUCGAGGAGGCUCAGCAACUUGAGGAGCGUGUUUUCGAACGUCUGAACUCGAACCAAGGUCAGGACUAUUUACCAACGCCACCAUCAGAAGAUGAAGAGCGCUUUACGAAAUUCGAGCACAGCGGUGGUCAAUUUAAGGGUCAAGAAAAGUUCCCCACACUGGCUCUGACGUCGGACCAAUUUUACAUGAUCGAGGGAUUGGAUAGCGUGGGUUUCACGAAGUACCCGGUGCACAUCAGCAAAGUACGACAUACCCAUGCAGCCAUUGUUGUAAGGACGAAUCGCUGGGGCUUUGGCGAGGGCAAGAUUGUCGUUGGACAUUGGGUCAAGCAUUUCGAAGUUUAGAAGGAGGGUCCAAUGUUUGUACAACAUUUGUCAAACCAUUAUGUAGACGGUUCUACUUAGAUGUGAGGACAGGGUCCUUUCAUAGCGGCUCCACGUAUAGAAUGUUUCUGCUCAGUGCAAGGACAAUCUCGAAUAGUCUCGUAGAACGUAGAUUGUGAUCCAUU